UUGAUCGGUAGCGAUGUAGGCAGUAGGUGUUACCUCUGGUUGUUUGAUUACCUGUGGCAGAAGUUUUGUUUACUGCGUUGAUAGUUCGGUGAUAAUUAGAAUGGGCUAAACUUUGCUUAUAAUUUAUUUUUACAUUAUUUUUUAGUGUUAGGUUCAUUGUUAUACUGUGUUUGCAGCUAGGAUAAUUUAUAUUAAACAAUUUUUGCAUUAAUGAACUAAAAAUUGUCGUUUGACAAUGUACCCCGGUUGGAAGAUUUAAUGGUCCGAAAGACUCCCAUAGCAAACAGGUUGCGAAGUGGAGAUUCAUGAAAAACACUGUUUAGCGCAAGUAUAUAUUCCGGUUCCGAUUAUAAGCGAUAAACUUUGGUAUUAGGGUGUCUGCAUUUAUCGGUUUUGUUGCCACAAGUGGAGUGGGAAUGCGGUGUGAGCAUCCGUGGGAUGCUGUACGUCUAAUUGCGACGAGGACCAGCGGCAACACCUGAAGCGGACAUGAAGUAUUACUAAAAAGUCAGCGAGCCCUGAAGGACUGCCUUGGAAAUCACCUUCAAAGAUGCAACUCUUUCAAAGCAUUGUGAUGACUGGCACAUUCUUAAGAACCACUAAUUGCAUGCUGAUGUUUCAACAGCAGAGGGACAUUCCAGGAGUGCCAGGGGCGCUUUACCCACCGAACUGCUGGCGGUGUGGUAGGGAAUGCCGCCUCGCCAUUGGUGUUAACUGAGCAACAGCGUCAUGUCACCUUCGGGACACCUUUAAAUUCACAACCAUGUAUUUCAAAUGACAUGAAGACCACACAGAAACUGCUGUUAAAAUGAGUAUUUGUGACCCACUGCCCGGAAACAGGAGUUUCUGCAAGAGUGGCUUAUAGAAGUCGUCAGUGAUCAAUAAGCACAAACUGUGCAGUUCCAAGAAAGCAAACUUGGGGAAGAGUGCUUCAAUAAUUGGAAGAUAACAGUACCAGAAACUUUCUAAAAUAAUAAGUAAAUCAGUUAUACUCACCUGUUUCGAGAAUUAUCAAAAAGUUUUUGACAAAGAGCAGGGAGCAACAGAGACAUGGCUAAGUUUUGUGGUUACCCUGAUUAUAAAGCUGCACUUCAAUCAGCUGAUGCCAUACUUUGUGCACUUGAUGAUCUAUACUUAUGUGAGUUACAAUCGUAUGAUUCUGAUUUUAGUUUAUCAUUUGUGGAUCGUAAACGUUCUGAAUCACAAGGAUCCACUGUUGGAAGAAGAUUAGCAGUGUCAGGUCGUGGUGAUGAGCUUAGAGCAGCUAAUGCAUUGCUUAUGUUAACUAGAACUGACCAUGACAUGAGGCGAGCUCCACCACGCAUGCAGCAAGCUGUACAGCAGAAUCCUUCAAAACUGGAAACCGUACAACAGAGUCGCACUCAAUUUGGAACCCUGCAGCAGAGUUCCUCACAGACUGGGGAGACAAAUAGGAAUUCUCAACACAGAUCUGUGCAAUGGAAACUUGCACAAACUACUAAGGUACAGCAGAAUCAUUCACAAACAAGAAUGGUUCAGUGUAGUUCCACACAGACUGUAGCUGUGCGUCGAAAUCCUCCAAAGCAUCAGAUUACAAAGGCAAAUACCCCACAGACUAAACCUGUUCAAUCUUAUACAACUCAAACUAGGUCAACACAGCAGACAGUGUCACACACACAGGCAAGACGACAAGGUGUGUCUCAAUCUGAAAUAGAAAUGUGGAACCCUGUAGAAGUGUUUGUGCAGCAUGGUUUUCCACACUCUGAACUCAGAAGGUGGAGACGUCCUAAAACAAAGAACACACAUGGCUCAUCACAAAAAGAAGCAACACAGCAGACUGCUGCACGAACAGCACCCAAACAAGACAAACAUCCACAGACUAAAGCAGAACAACCCAACUCACCACGAACACCAAUAUUGCAACAGGCUCUCUCACCUGAGCAAGAGAAUUGCCCGCAGACUGAAUGGGAAGAUGUGGAUGUGGUAAUGGUACCAAUAAAUGAAGUUGUUCAGCACCUUGCACACCAAGAGGAAACAAUACCAUUACAAGUACAUACUUACAUCAUUAGUGCACUGCUGCAACAGUUGUAUCGGAAAGUCCUUGCUCAGUGCAAAAAUGGUACAGUAAGGCAACUAAUGUUGGAAAGAAGCUAUGAAUCUUACAACUAUUGUUACUCUGGAAACAUGCGUACAGCCAUUUCAGAGACUAACCCAGAGAGUAAAGAAUAUAGAGAGAAAAGCAAAGGUGCUGGUAAUACUGUCACAUUUGGAAACUCUCCAAGGGGAAGAUAUAAUGAACGUUCUUCAGGUAUCCAGGAAGUGGAAGGCUGCUUCUCCACUGAAAACCGAACAAAACGGCGAGAAUUCGGGUUCUUUCAAGCAGGACCACCACUGAGUUCAUAUGGAGUUCCUCCUCAGCAGCAAUCUCAGAGAAAACUAUCUCGUUCAUCGAGCCAAUGCAACCGCCACACAGAAGAUAUGUUACAUUUACUGAUGGUACUGUCGGCAGCACUGCAGUUGUUUGGUGAUAGUGAAACUCGUAACCCUAUGCCUGACAUCUUCAGAUGUUUGCGUGCAAAUUAUCCUCCACAAAAGCGGUCAACUGCUGUAUCCACUGAGGGAUUACAGGGCAAUGGAGAGGGAGGUCAGCAGCAGCAACAGCAUCAACAACAGAGUCAUCAACAGAAGAAACAGCGAUGUGCUAUUAAAAACAAGAAGCAAGAACAGGAGAAAGGAGGAGACAGCUCUGAGUCACAAAACAUCAUCUCACAUCCAGAUAAUACAUUUCCUGGCAGUGGUUAUGCAGCUACAAGGGCUUCAUCUGGAGCCAUUGCCAAGGAAUCUGAUGCCCUAAAGUCCAGUUCAUCAAAGAAUACUAUGCCAUCAGGCAGAAGAGGUGUAGAACGCAAAGGAAAGCAGCAAAGCCACAGCUUUGCAGGUAAGGAUCGUAAUAAAGAAGAAAACAACAGUGGAAAACGAGAGCUGGGAAAUUCUCACUUGAGUACUCUGUACUGUAGUAGUGUGAGAGAUAUAAAAGCAGAACAGCUGGAUAAGAUUCUUCGUGCUGCAGAAAGUACUAUUCUGGUUUGUGCUGACUGUGGGCCAAAACCAAAGAGAACAAGACGCCAUGAAAUGGUUCGGGAUUCUCAGCAAGCAGCACAAAAAGGAGUAAUGGAUGGUAAACGCCAGGAAAAUUCUGGUAUGCCAUUGCCUCAGGAUCAUUGUUGUGAUGAAGAGCCUGGUGAAUUGUAUUUGAUUGUGCCUGUACAGGAACGAAUUGAAGAACUUUGCAAGAUGUCAGUUGAGACACUGAUAGAGGAAGGCGUUAUUGCAGUUGUUGACCGGUCACAUCAGCAGAAAUCUUGCAAACAUGCUGAGACCACCACAGCACCCCAAGUGCCACAGCUGAACACUACUGAAUCGGGUGCACGUACACAAGGUAGUUCAUGCACUCCAUCACCUAAGAUCACUAAUGGUUCUGUUAGAUCACAUCGUAACACAGAACCUGCUAAUGCACGUACACAAGGUAGUUCGUGCACUCCACCAUCCAAAAUCACUAGUGGAUCCAGUAGACCACACCAUAACACAGAACCAGCUAAUGGACAACACAGAGAAACUGACCCCCGGGUGAAACAGACAAGAGCAACUGAUGCACGUGUGCCACGUGGCAAUGGCCCAGUUAGCUCCUCAAGUGUUGGGGGAAAUCCACCAACUGAAGAAAAAAAGGAACCAGUGACAACAGAUCCCUAUGAAAUGUUAAUGCAAGCACUUGAGCGCCGAGCUGUAGCCUUGCGCAAAGGUCGUUACAGGAGGCGUGCGGCUGAUACACGCGCACAACACAGUGGUGCCCAGAAUGUCUGUAGCACACAGAACCACAAGGACACACUGCCGGUGAAGCCUGCAUCACAGUGAGACUUACCAUUUGUUGAUGUCAGUUAGAAUAGGUACAAUUUCAUAUUACAUAAUUGGCUAUUUAGAGUGAUAACUGCAUUACAGAUGUGGCUGUACAUAUUUUCUUUUUUGUCCAAGUUUUGGUUGUAUGUUUCAUGGCUAAUUGGGCAGUAUUAUGUCUGGUACCCAUGUUGUGCUGUUUCAGUCCUGAAAUAUACUGCUUCAAUAACCUUUCCUCAUUAUACCCAUUUUGCUGUGUUCGAUAAUGAAUUUUUCUUUUGCAUAUCAAACAUGAUCUUGUUUCUUCUGUUCUGUGUGCUUAGCUUUCUAGUUUAAUUUGUAAUUUUAUUUCUUCAUUGGCUGUAGAUACCCUUAUGUAGGAAUUGCCAACUUCAAGUGUCCUCUUUUAAAUCUUUGUAACAGUGUAUAUAGUGUCCAUCACAGAAGUUCUCUUUCUUUCUUUCUUUUUUAUUGCUCUCUGUGCUUCCACUCAGAGUGUGUCCUCUUUAAAAUAGCAUAUAAUAGACACAAAUGAAGGGUCAGAAUAUACAAAAGUUGAAAAAGUCAGAAAAGUUGAAGUAAGAUACUGGAAUGCCUAAAUAGAAAGAAAGACACAUUAUUCAUUCUUCUAUAGUUGUUAUAUGAACUUGACAUUCUAUGGUACUGCUAAUACAAUUUCUCCUGCACUUGGAAAGAAAACAAUGUGAGUGAGAGAGAUGGGGAGAUGCGAGUAGGCUGCCCACCUAAAAUUCCUUAUCACGAUAUAUCCUCCACAUGCCAGAAAAGCUGUAGCACUCUGGUAAUGGGUUCAUCAUGACAUUUACAAAAUUCAUUUGAUGGUACCAUCUUCAGUCUUGAGUACUUUGUUUUCCACAAGGAAACAAAAGUAUCAGAAUUUGAGAAAUUAUUUGGAGUAAUAGGAAGGUCGUAGGGUUCUCCUGUAUUCCUCUCAUUAAUGAGAGCUCAUUUGGAGCCUUUCUAAAUUCUCAUAAAGAUAAGAACUUAUUAAAGCAGACUAUGCUGUAAAAUCUAUUAUUAAAAUGUAUGACCACUGCUGAGAAGUAAGCAGUUUCAUUGUUAACCAGUAGUAGACUUGUCGAAUGUGUCAGUUGUAGUUGGGUGUCAUUUGUUUUAAGAUGAUCUUUUGUAUCUGCACAAUCUUACUGCUUAUAUCUGUUAAUGAAACCUAAUUCGCUUGUGUCUCAUCAAUCCUGCUGUUGUAUGCGAGUUGUUUGCCUGUCCACGUCUUUUGUCUUUUUAAGGUUAAUCAUAUCUUGAUGUGACUAUAUCUGUGGAAAGUGUAAAGCUGCAUAAAUAUCUUUUAAAGUGCGAUUUGUUGGAAGACAUUCUGUACUGAAGUUAGAGGUAACAGUUCAGAGAGAAUUUUCAGUAUUAAAUGUAUGUAGUGAUCAUAUAUUAUUAAUGUGAAAUGUCUGUCUAUAUAUAAAGUAAUAUAUACAGAUAAACUUUACCUGUUCCUAUGUAUGUUAUGAUUUUUUGUCGUUUAUUAUUAAGUACUUGGCUCAUUGUGGUAACUCUGAAAGUGUAUUAAUGCGUCCUUUACAUACUUGGCUAAUUCAUAAAGUGCAUUGAUGUACCCUGCAAGUGUUUGCCUAAUUGUGAUAAUUCUGAAAGGGUAUUAAUGUAUCCUAUAAGUACUUGUCUCAUUGUGGUAAUUCUGAAAGUGCAUUAAUGUAUCCUGUAUGUAUUUGGCUAAUUCUGAAAGUGCAUUAAUGUAUCCUGUAAGUACUUGGCUCAUUGUGGUAAUUCUGAAAGUGUAUUAAUGUACCCUGUACAUAUACGGUUAACUCUGAAAGCGCAUUAAUGUAUCCUGUAAGUAAUUGGCUGAUUGUGGUCAUUCUGAAAGUGUAUUAAUGUACCCUGUACGUAUACGGUUAACUCUGAAAGCGCGUUAAUGUAUCCUGUAAGUACUUGGCUCAUUUUGGUAAUUCUGAAAGUGUAUUAAUGUACCCUGUACGUAUGUGGUUAACUCUGCAAGUACUUGGCUCAUUGUGGUAAUUCUGAAAGUGUAUUAAUGUACCCUGUACGUAUACGGUUAACUCUGAAAGCGCAUUAAUGUAUCCUUUAUGUACUUGACUCAUUGUGGUAAUUCUGAAAUUAUUCAUGUACGCUGUAUGUAUUUGGUUAAUUCUGAAAGUGCAUUAAUGUAUCCUGUAAGUACUUGGCUCAUUGUGGUAAUUCUGAAAGUUUAUUAAUGUACCCUGCACGUAUAUGGUUAACUCUGAAAGCGUGUUAAUGUAUUCUGUAAGUACUUGGCUCAUUGUGGUAAUUCUGGAAGUCUAUUAAUGUAUCCUGUACGUAUGUGGUGAACUCUGAAAGCGCAUUAAUGUAUCUCGUAAGUACUUGGCUCAUUGUGGUAAUUCUGAAAGUGUAGUAAUGUACCCUGUAUGUAUUUGGUUAAUGCUGAAAAUGCAUUGAUGUAUCCCGUAAGUAAUUGGCUCAUUGUGGUAAUUCUGUAUGUGCAUUAAUGUAUCCUGUACUAUUAUAUGGUCAUAAACUAUAAUUGCAAAAC
Schistocerca gregaria is the source of this 6403-nucleotide messenger RNA. RefSeq lists its product as uncharacterized. Bases 1051 to 3891 code for a protein of 946 amino acids. The transcript is spliced from 9 exons. The record is from RefSeq and is a predicted model, not a curated record. NCBI's taxonomy places the organism in Eukaryota, Metazoa, Arthropoda, Insecta, Orthoptera, Acrididae.